UUGCAAAAAAACAAUAAUGCGUGACUCGAAAUGUGACUUCUUUUACACCCCUCUCUACCUUGGGCAGAAGUAAGAAAAUAUGUACUCUAGGAGAAAAAUGGUAGAAACCAAAACUGUAGAGAAUUAUAUUUUCUAUGGCGUAUGAAGCUCCUGCAGCAUCUGGUAGUCUUCAUGAUCUGGUCGAAACAGCAGCCCUUGGUAUCACCCAACCACGGUCUUGGUUUGACGCUGCAGUUCGGUGGUAGGACACGGAAAGUUAGAACAGGCGUAAAUAUGAGCAACGAAAAUACACGUGAAUCAACGGUCGCUGUGAAACAUGUCGAAGACCAGAAAAAUCCUUACGCAUAUUUGGACAGAGCUGACUUUACUUCGGAAAAAUUUAAGAUAGAAGUACGCGGUCUCCCGAAGUAUUACGGUAUUAGCGAAUUCAAGAGGCUCUUAACUGAAAGGCUGGAGUUACGUUUAAGUAAAGUGAAGCCACCGAAGCGAGGCAGUGGUUGGGUGUACGUCUGUUUUCGCAACGAGGAGGACCGUAAAAAAGCCAUCGCUGCCAUAAAUGGACUAUCUUGGAAAAACUCCAAGCUCACAGCCCAGUCAGCGAAACCUGCUCCAGAUCCAUUUGUCAAACGGAAAAUGGAAAGAGAGGAAGAUUCAAGCAAGAAGAAAAAAAAGGAUGAUGACGCUGACGCAAUUCCACCAGCUGAGAGAAUUAAAAUGAGUACUACACCUUUGUGGGAUAUGCCUUAUGACGAUCAGCUGAAGUUAAAAGAGAAUGAGAUAAAGUCCGUGCUGAAAAAAUUGGGGCAACAGAUGAGUAAGGAAAACAGUGAUCUCACUGAUUGGAUUGAGUCGCAAAAGGGAUUACACCAAGGAUUAUUGUGCGACGUACAACCGAUACUUAGAGCAGAUAUGAUAGAUGGUUACAGGAACAAGUGUGAGUUUACAAUUGGAAAAAGUGAAAUGAGUGGCACCGUUACAAUCGGAUUCAGAUUAUCCAGUUACGCAGCAGGAUGCACCGCAGUCGGUCCUGUUGAAGAUCUUAAACACAUUCCUCAACGAAUGAUUGAUGCUGUUAAAGUAUUUGAGGGAUUUGUUAGAAAAUCAAAAUUGGAUGUAUUUGAUCCAGUAAAUCACAGUGGCUACUGGAGACAAGUUACUGCACGAACUUCACGAUCAGACCAAUUAAUGCUGAUUGUAACGAUACAUCCUCAAGAUCUAAACCAAGGUCAAUUAAUCCAACUGAAAGCCGAAAUUCGGGAAUUUUUUAACAGCGAUGAAGGUGCCAAAGCAAAUGUCACUUCACUUUAUUUUCAAACAAUUACAAGAAGAGAUGUGGGUGGUGAAGGCGGUAUCAUCUUAGAUCAUUUGAGCGGAACAGAAUACAUAGAAGAAGAACUACUAGGCAUGAAGUUUAGAGUAUCUCCAAGAGCUUUUUUCCAAAUCAAUACCUUGGGGGCCGAGGUACUGUAUAAAGCAGCCAUUGAUCUCGCCCAGCCAACAUUGGAUACUACGGUUCUAGACGUUUGUUGUGGCACAGGAACUAUUGGCAUUUCAUUUUCAAAAUACUGCGGUGAAGUCUUGGGUUUGGAAAUGAUAGAUGAUGCAAUAAAAGACGCUAAACAAAAUACUUUGACAAAUGGCAUAACAAAUUGUGAAUUUUUCGUUGGCAAAGCGGAAGAUAUUUUGUCACCGGUUAUUCAACGUGCAACUAAACAUAAUCUCAUUGCCAUAGUUGAUCCACCACGAGCUGGUCUCCAUCAACGAGCCUUGAUAACUUUACGAAAGGCAAAAAGACUGCAUAAAUUAGUAUACAUUUCAUGCGAUCCAAAAGCUGCGAUUAAAAAUCUAAUAGAUCUAGCACGACCAACAUCAAAGCAAUAUCAGGGUGAGCCGUUGAUUCCAAUUAAAGCUGUGCCGGUUGACAUGUUCCCAUAUACUAAACAUUGCGAACUUGUAAUUUACUUAGAAAGGUUCUCCAAAGCAAAAGCAGCUGGCAAUCAAACUGGAUGAUUGCAUUAAAAGUGCAAUACAAAUUCUACAUAUUAUAUAUAUUCGAACUGUUUGUAGAUUUUUCAAAACAUAAAAAAUUGAAAAAUAAAUUUUAAAUAUACCGUAUUAUUCCGAAUAUAACCCGAAUUUUUUUUGUCGUUAA
Molecule: messenger RNA, 2152 nt
Organism: Neodiprion fabricii
Lineage: Eukaryota; Metazoa; Arthropoda; Insecta; Hymenoptera; Diprionidae
Product: tRNA (uracil-5-)-methyltransferase homolog A-like
Exons: 10
Coding region: 142-2010 (622 amino acids)
Biological process (GO): RNA processing
Molecular function (GO): nucleic acid binding; RNA methyltransferase activity
Source: RefSeq, a predicted model, not a curated record